AUGAUGGUGGUUGCACCCCUCGCGAUCGCUCCGCUCGUCGCAGCGCUGCUGGCUGGCGCGCUCGACCCGCAGGUGAUCGACGGACAGGUCGUCUCGCUCCCCUCCCACGGUGUCGCCUUCCACGCCGAAUGGCUUCGAGAGCGCUGCCAGACGGGGACGGUGUGCGUUUGCGAGGAGACGCUCCAGCCCAAGAAGAACCCGCACGAGUUUGACACGCCGGCUGUCGAGACGGCGUCCAUGGUCGGCGACGAGCUUCGGGUCUCGUUUGCCGACGGCGUCACCUCAAAGUACGCAGUGGACCGCCUCGUCGCAGAGCAACGAGGCUCGAGCGAGCUGGAGCCGCGGAUGCUGCAAGUGGAGCAGUACGGGCUGCCCGAGGUGCUGCUGUGGGACAAGAACCUCACCGCGCCGCCGGUGGAGCUGUUCGACGACCUCGUCUCCGACGAUGCCACGCGGGGCAGGACGCUCGACCAGCCUGCUCAGCGUGGGCAAUAA
Emiliania huxleyi CCMP1516 is the source of this 495-nucleotide messenger RNA. RefSeq lists its product as hypothetical. Lineage: Eukaryota; Haptophyta; Isochrysidales; Noelaerhabdaceae. Bases 1 to 495 code for a protein of 164 amino acids. The transcript has a single exon. The record is from RefSeq and is a predicted model, not a curated record.